Suricata suricatta (meerkat) is the source of this 2769-nucleotide messenger RNA. It is a transcript of the gene ZC3H12D, whose product is annotated as zinc finger CCCH-type containing 12D. Gene Ontology annotation, biological process: nuclear-transcribed mRNA catabolic process, RNase MRP-dependent; 3'-UTR-mediated mRNA destabilization. The transcript is spliced from 7 exons. Gene Ontology annotation, molecular function: RNA endonuclease activity; mRNA binding; metal ion binding. NCBI's taxonomy places the organism in Eukaryota, Metazoa, Chordata, Mammalia, Carnivora, Herpestidae. Bases 291 to 1451 code for a protein of 386 amino acids. The record is from RefSeq and is a predicted model, not a curated record. Gene Ontology annotation, cellular component: cytoplasmic ribonucleoprotein granule; nucleus.
AAAAAACUCAGAGCAGAACUACCUUGGCAGCUGAAUGUGACCGUGGCAUCCAGGAAGGGGAGCUUCGGCAUGAAGGGCCUCCUCGUGGCCGCGUGGCCCAGCCGGGCUGGGCUCCCCCAGGUUGGGUGACACCUGCCGACUGUGGUGACUGCGGGGAACUAGGGGUGCCAGGGGGAACACCAGUGUCCACUGUGGGGGCCGGAGCGACGCGCCCUGCUGCUCAUGCCGGCGUGGCCCCGCCAUAAGGCAGCUGGGGGCAGGACUGACACCAGCGUCCCGGCGGGCACAGCAUGGAGCGCUCAAGCAAGAUGGAGUUCUUCCAGAAGCUGGGCUACGGCCGGGAGGACGUGGUCAGGGUGCUGGGCAAGCUGGGCGAGGACGCCCUGGUCAACGACGUGCUGCAGGAGCUGAUCCAGACGGGCAGCCGCCCCGGGGCGCAGGAGAGCGGCGCUGCGCCCCUGCUUGUUCCCAGGGGCUCCUGCGGGCCCCUGGACCCUGCCCACUGUGGGCUGCCGACCGAGCUGGAAGAAGACCGCGGAUGCCCGGCCAGCUCUUUUCGACCCAUAGUGAUCGACGGCAGCAACGUGGCAAUGAGCCACGGAAAUAAAGAAGCCUUCUCUUGCCGGGGAAUCCAGCUGGCCGUGGACUGGUUCCGGGACAGGGGACACACCUACAUCAAGGUUUUUGUCCCAUCCUGGAGGAAGGACCCACCACGAUCCGAUACCCCUAUCAGAGAGCAGCACGUGCUGGAGGAGCUGGAGAGGCAGGCGGUGCUGGUGUACACCCCGUCCCGCAAGGUCAAUGGCAAGCGGGUGGUCUGCUACGACGACCGCUACAUUGUGAAGGUGGCCUACGAGCAGGACGGCGUCAUCGUCUCCAAUGACAACUACCGCGACCUCCAGAGCGAGAACCCUGAGUGGAAGUGGUUCAUCGAGCAGAGGCUGCUCAUGUUCUCCUUUGUCAACGACAGGUUCAUGCCUCCCGAUGACCCCUUGGGCCGCCGGGGACCCACCCUGAGCAACUUCCUGAGCAGGAAGCCCAGGCCCCCAGAGCCAUCCUGGCAGCACUGCCCCUACGGCAAGAAGUGCACCUACGGCGUCAAGUGCAAGUUCUACCACCCUGAGCGGCCUCACUGGGCGCAGCUGGCGGUGGCCGAUGAGCUGCGCGCGCAGACGCGGGCCUGGCGCGACGCGGGCGCCGAGGCCGAGCGGCGCUGGGCUGAACGCGGCUGGGGCGACGGCGCCUUCGGGGGACCGUCGGGGUCUCCGCCUCCCUCCGCUCCCGGCGAGGGGGACGCGCGCGCCCGGACGCGCGCCGCGCUCUGCAGCAUCUUCCCGCCGCACCAGGUGGACCGCGUCAUGGCCCAGUUCCCGGCGCUCUCCGAUGUCACCCGGCUCAUCUUUCUCAUCCAGAGCUUCCAGAAGUCUGGGGCUCCUGUGGGAAAGUCCUAAGGAGCUCGCCCCAGCCACCGCAAGCCCCAGUCUUGCCUUGCCACUUGGGUCAGGGCAGGUGGCCAGCCUGCUCUGGGGGCGAGCCACUUUGCAGCCCCCUUUUCUUUCAAGAUGGUCAGGGAAGCCAGCUUCCUCACCCUCAGUCGUGUGCGUGGUGGCACUUGAUGGCCCUCACUGACACUGCAGGGCUUGCUGCUGGAGGUCCAUGUCCUGCAGAAUAAGGUUGGCCACGUCCACGGAUGGAGGGACUUCCUAUGUCUGGAAGACUAGAAGGUCCCGUGUGGGCUCCAAGGAUUCGUCCAGAACACCGCAGGGCUGUUUGGUCAAGCUGCAAUUGGGAUCCACCAGUGGUCACAACCUCACUUUAGUGGGUCGCACCAGGAGUGUGUGUGCACCCGUGUACCCUUGGUAGCUGUGCACACUUAAUGUGGGUCAUGGGCAAACGUUUGAAAAUUCCUGGUAAAUGGACUUGACUUUUAUUGCAUCAAACGACAUUUGAAAUAUGUAGUCAGUUGGCUGGUGGAGGUCUUGGCAUCUGAUGGGUUUCAUAUCGGCUGUGUCUUACCUCAUGAGAGGAACCUAGAAUUCUAGCCUUGAUGGGUGGGUCCACUUGUCACUCUGAAAUUGUGUGGCUGUGCUGGUCUUCAGAGGUGGUGCAGGGGCACCUUGUCUUGAGGGCAGAGCACAGGUCCUCAGUUAGCUGAGCCUUCUAAGCCACACCUCACACCUGAGUCAAGGCCCAGUGAGUCAGGGCUUGUGCUCAGAAACCUCCAAGUGGGUCAGCGAAGAGCUGGGAAGAGCCUCAGUCACAGAGGUUCAUCUCCGCCUUCCACCAGCACUGUUUCUUCCGGCCAGCUACGGCUCUGAGUUUUGGGGAGAAGGGACCCACCCACGUGCAGUGGACAAGAAAUGACACAGUGCUUCCGGAGUGUGAACACUGCAUCCUCAGGGGCCAUGGCAUCUCUAGCGGGCAUCCAUCCCUGGUGACAAGUCCAGAUGUGCAGGUCUUCGCGCAUAUGUUCACCAGGGCCCUUGGUGGCUUGGCCAUCAGGGAGAGUGUGAGGCACCUCCCAGUGGAAAAUCAGCUCCGAACCCCCAAAAGCUUUCUGCAGCCUGGCGGAUGCAAAGAGAAAGUCUUCUCAGUGCAUCUUUCGUUCAGCUGUGCGCAUUGUGGGCACAGACCAGGGUGCACCCUUGGGAGAGUCUGCUUCUAGACCUCUGAUUCACAGUAAAUGCCGCCCAAGGCGAUACAGUGAUGCUCUGUCUCCCUGUGACCUUUUUUUUUUUUUUUAAAGUAGACUUCAUGCCCCAUGCAGAG